This is a messenger RNA of Brassica napus (rape), 475 nucleotides long. RefSeq names its product UPF0329 protein ECU05_1680/ECU11_0050-like. NCBI's taxonomy places the organism in Eukaryota, Viridiplantae, Streptophyta, Magnoliopsida, Brassicales, Brassicaceae. The transcript has a single exon. Bases 155 to 349 code for a protein of 64 amino acids. The record is from RefSeq and is a predicted model, not a curated record.
AGAAAUGUCAAAAAAGUACAGUAACAAACAACAAAAAAAGGCCCAAUCAAUGCUCUACUUUCAUUAAAGCUUUAGUUUUUAGGUAAGGAAUGUAGAAUGUGUGUGUGAGAUUGUAAGGUAGAGAGAAAGUGAUAAGUGAGAGAGAGAGAGAGAAAUGAAGUUCUUGUUCCAGUGUCCAUGCUGCUCUUGCUUCUGCUUCAUGAAACCAAAGCAGGGCAAACCAAAAGCUGUAGAUUCAAAACCAAAGGAAGAGAAGAAAAAAGAGGAGAAGAAACCUGAGAAGAAAGAAGAAAAGAAAGAAGAAAAGAAAGAAGAGAAGAAAGAAACCAAAGCUGAGAAGGCCGAGUGAGAGCUCUAUUUCAAGAAAACGCAAUUAAUUAUCCCAUUUUAUUUCUGUUUCUAUUUCUAUGCUGUGUUAUGGAUGCUUAAGUAACUUGUAACAUUUCUUGAUUAAUAAAAUUUUCUAUUUUGCCAA